This is a messenger RNA of Anoplophora glabripennis (Asian longhorned beetle), 1510 nucleotides long. RefSeq names its product actin, cytoplasmic A3a. Gene Ontology annotation, biological process: mitotic cytokinesis. Lineage: Eukaryota; Metazoa; Arthropoda; Insecta; Coleoptera; Cerambycidae. The transcript is spliced from 2 exons. Bases 128 to 1258 code for a protein of 376 amino acids. The record is from RefSeq and is a predicted model, not a curated record.
ACUUUUGAAUUUCAGACAUUCCCGUCUUGUGAUAUUCAGUAGAGUACAGCGUUUUAGUCUGUGCUUGAUAAAUUAAUUUAUACAUAUUUAUACUUUUUUACUAGAAACCAAAUACUAACUACUCAACAUGUGUGACGAAGAAGUAGCCGCAUUAGUAGUCGACAAUGGCUCCGGUAUGUGCAAGGCCGGUUUCGCUGGGGACGACGCCCCACGUGCCGUAUUCCCAUCCAUCGUGGGCCGUCCAAGACAUCAAGGUGUCAUGGUUGGCAUGGGACAGAAAGAUUCCUAUGUAGGAGAUGAGGCACAGAGCAAGAGAGGUAUCCUUACCUUGAAAUACCCCAUUGAACACGGUAUCGUCACCAACUGGGACGAUAUGGAGAAAAUCUGGCAUCACACUUUCUACAAUGAACUCCGAGUUGCCCCAGAAGAACACCCAGUUCUCCUGACAGAAGCCCCCUUGAACCCCAAAGCCAAUCGUGAGAAGAUGACGCAGAUCAUGUUUGAGACCUUCAACACCCCCGCUAUGUACGUAGCCAUCCAAGCCGUACUCUCCCUGUACGCCUCCGGUCGUACCACUGGUAUCGUAUUGGAUUCAGGUGAUGGUGUAUCCCACACGGUACCCAUCUAUGAGGGUUAUGCCCUCCCCCACGCCAUCCUCCGUCUGGACUUGGCUGGCCGCGACUUGACUGACUAUCUCAUGAAGAUCCUGACUGAACGCGGCUACUCGUUCACCACCACCGCCGAGAGGGAAAUUGUCCGCGACAUCAAGGAGAAACUCUGCUACGUAGCGCUCGAUUUCGAACAGGAAAUGGCCACGGCCGCCAGCUCCAGCUCCCUGGAGAAGAGCUACGAACUACCCGACGGACAGGUCAUCACCAUCGGCAACGAGAGGUUCCGUUGCCCAGAGGCGUUGUUCCAGCCCUCGUUCUUGGGCAUGGAAGCGUCCGGCAUCCACGAAACCACCUACAACUCCAUCAUGAAGUGCGACGUGGACAUCCGUAAGGACUUGUACGCCAACACCGUCCUGUCAGGAGGCACCACCAUGUACCCCGGCAUCGCCGACCGCAUGCAGAAGGAGAUCACCGGCCUCGCCCCAUCCACCAUGAAGAUCAAAAUCAUCGCGCCACCAGAGAGGAAAUACUCCGUAUGGAUCGGCGGUUCAAUCCUCGCGUCGCUCUCCACCUUCCAGCAGAUGUGGAUCUCAAAGCAGGAGUACGACGAGUCCGGCCCCUCAAUCGUCCACAGGAAGUGCUUCUAAGUUUAAUUUUUCUUUACGCCUGCAUUCCAAUUAUUCGAUGCGUUCCACUUCUUUGUAUUAUAAUGCGAAACGCUGCCCCCGGGCGCUGAACUGCCAUGUCGGUACGGGACCGAGCGACGGUACACUACGCCAAAGUAUUACUAUCUUAAUUUUGUGCGGUCGCUCGAUCCUGCAUCGGCAAGUAAUAUAAUAUUAUUAUUACUUUUAGGCUAAUACUUAUGGGAUAAUAAAUAAAAAAAUUGUAAAACUUUA